Diachasma alloeum is the source of this 1719-nucleotide messenger RNA. Its product is annotated as cytochrome P450 6k1. NCBI's taxonomy places the organism in Eukaryota, Metazoa, Arthropoda, Insecta, Hymenoptera, Braconidae. Bases 96 to 1631 code for a protein of 511 amino acids. Gene Ontology annotation, molecular function: heme binding; oxidoreductase activity, acting on paired donors, with incorporation or reduction of molecular oxygen; iron ion binding. The transcript is spliced from 5 exons. The record is from RefSeq and is a predicted model, not a curated record.
UGAGUCUUCAAUACCCGAGUAACUCAUCUGUAUCCUUCCGUGUCGGAAGAGAGAAAAAUUGUUUGCGUGAAGUUUUCAAUGAGACGAACGUAAAAAUGUUGUUAACAAAAUACUGGAGCAUUGAUUUGCUCCUGGGUUUCGGGGUUCUAGUGGUCCUGGCAUAUCUAUACAUGGGCAGAAGAUUCAACUACUGGAAAAAACAGGGAGUGAUGCAACCGGAGCCGACCCCCUUCAUUGGCAACUUUGGCGACUGUCUGAAGAUGAAGAAGAGCGCUGGAGAGUGGCUGCAGGAUCUGUACAACUGGGGCGCUGGUCUCCCUUACAUCGGGUUCUACGUCUUUGACCAGCCGUUCUUGCUCGCUCGCGAUCCCGAGUUGAUCAAGAAUAUCCUCGUGAAGGACUUCAACUACUUCCAGGACAGGUUCGUCCAGACGAGCCCCGAGGAUCGUCUGGGGGACGCCAAUCUGUUUCUCAUUAAGAAUCCAGCGUGGAAGUACCUGAGGUCCAAGAUCACGCCGAUCUACACGUCUGGGAGGCUGAAGAAGAUGUUCGACCUGAUGACGGAAGUCGCUGAUGACCUUGAUACGCAUAUGGCGACGCUCCCUUGGAAUGGGGAUAGUAUCACCAUGGAGCUCAAAGAACUCUGCGCCAAGUACACGACAGAUCUAAUCGCCACCACCGCCUUCGGCCUCAAAGUCAACUCCCUCAACAAUCCGGACGCGGAAUUCCGGAAACGUGGACGCGAAAUAUUCAACUUCACUUUUUUCAGAAAUAUCGAAGUGACGAGUAUGUUUUUCGCUCCGCACCUGGCUAAGCCACUCAAGUUCAAGUUCUUCUCGCCGGAUAAUUCAAACUUCCUGAGAACAGCGGUAUGGGAUACACUCAACGAGAGGGAACGCUCGGGGACCAAGAGGGGCGAUCUCAUUGAUCUGCUUCUCGAGUUGAAGAAGACUCAGACACCCGGGCCUGAGAAAGAAUUGUUCGAUUUCGAUGGAGAUAAUGUAGUGGCUCAAGCAGCAGUAUUUUUCACUGCUGGCUAUGAGACGUCAGGAACAACUCUGAGCUUUACACUUUAUGAAUUAGCUGUUCAUCAAGAUGUGCAAACAAAAGCGAGAACUGAAAUUCUAACAGCGCUUCAGAAGACCAAGGGAGAGAUAACGUAUGAUAUGGUAUUGGAUUUAGCAUAUUUAGACAUGGUUGUCUCCGAGACCCUCCGGAAGUACCCGCCACUACCAGUGCUAGAUCGAGUGGCGUCGCAGGAUUACAAAGUUCCAAACUCUAAGUUAGUUCUAAAAAAAGGAACCCCCGUUUAUAUCUCCGUAUUUGGAACUCACUACGACCCUCAGUAUUUCCCUAACCCCCUAAAAUAUGACCCCGAGCGGUUCACCGCGGAGAAUAAGAAAGCGAGACCUUCUGGAGUUUAUCUGCCCUUCGGCGAUGGUCCUCAUGCUUGUAUUGGUCUGAGAAUUGGUCUUCUACAAGUGAAGCUGGGUCUCAUCGAAUUACUGAGGAAAUUCGAAUUUUCGCCAUGUGCGCAAACCCUCAUUCCCAUGCGACUGAACCCGAAAGCACUGAUCACAGCAGCAGACGGUGGAAUUUUCUUGAAUGUGCGAAAGAUCUCAGCAAAUUAAUGUAAAGAAUUAGGGAUGAGAGAAUUAUUAAUUUGUUAACUGUGUGGACUAAAGUAUUCAAUAAAAAGGAUGAACAUGGAUGAAAAUA